UGAUGGGCCGGGGAGGGCCGCCGCUUCCGGCGCCAGGGCCGGCGUUCGUCUCGUCUGCGCUAUGGCUGCGUUUUGCCGGCAGGUCCUUGAUUGCUGCCGCCUGUUCCCUCUAACCUGGGCCCGUAUGGCCAGAGAGACUCCUUGUCUUGGAGAACGGAAAACAACAACUGCUUCUUUGUUGCGUAAACUGACUACAGCCUCCAGCGGAGGGGACCUUGAGGAGUUACCCUGUGCUGGAUCCAAUAAGUAUGUGAAGGAGCCGGAGCGCAGGACGAAUCUUGCUCAGUGCGUCCUUGAGAAGCAGAGGUCUCCUGUGGAUCAAGGGUCCUUGGAGCUAGAGAAGGUCACCAGUUCCCUCCUGGACAUGGGUUUCAGUGAUGCCCAUGUUAAUGAAUUGCUCAGUAUACGCCCAGGUGCCAACCCUCAGCAGUUGCUGGACAUCAUUUCAGAAUUUAUGCUCUUGGGUCUGAAUCCAGAGCCUGUGUAUGCAGCCUUGAAGAAAAGUCCCCAGUUAUUGAAACUGUCUAUAAUGCAAAUGAAGAAGCGCUCUAUAUACCUGCGAAAGCUUGGACUUGAAGAAGGGAAACUAAAGAGGGUGCUUCACUGUUGCCCUGAAGUUUUCACCAUGCAUCAACGGGACAUUGAUGACAUUGUCCAGGUCCUCAAGGAGAAGUGCCUCUUCACAGUACAGCAGGUGACCAGCAUUUUGCACAGAUGCCCAUUUGUGCUUCGAGAAGAGCCCAGGGCACUGGAGUACAAGUUCCAGCCGUGUGAGAAGAUGCUGUGCUGCGAGGCUGCCCCCUCUCCCCUCUGCAGCGCCGGGAAGACGGCGUGUGGGCUCGUCCAAGGCGUGGUUUGUGAUGGGGAACCCCGUGUCCACUGUGACCCUCCCAGCGAGAGACGGUCUUCAGGACCUUUUGUGUGGUGUGGUCGGGGCCCCGCCCGUUUCCCCCAGGAGGACGCCGUUCCCAGCGUCUGGGAGGCCCCUUCCAUCCCUCCCCGGCCUGCCACACCUCAGCCCAUCCCUCCGGGGCCAGGUGGUCUUCCGGCCGCUCUGGGUGCCCACCUUCCCCCUCCCCCCACUGCAGCUGGGCAGAGGGCUCUUGGCCCCAUUUCCCUCGAGAGAGUGGCAUUUGUCCCCACCCCAGAGAGCCUCAUUUCCACUUGAAGAUGUGUUUGUCGGUGGCUGGGCCACAUUUAUGUCCGCUCCCCGCUGGGGGUUCUGAGACCUUCCUGUUUGGGACGGCAGCGCCCACCCAGCUUUCUUUGGCGGAGCUCGCGGAGAUGACAGCAGCAGCGUCAGUCCAGGCUCGGCAGGGCCACCCCUCCCAGCGGCUCUGCGGGGGCAGUCGGGGAGCGGUGGGGGGACGUACCUUAAGAUUUCUCCAGUGUUUGACUCUUACUUUGUUUCCUGAAACAGUGAGAGGACAGUGGUUUAAUGAAAAGGGGACUUGUGAGCCUUGGCUGCUGCAUGAUGCUUGAAUCUGGCUGAAGUCUGGCUUUGGCUCGCGUGCACUCCCGUGUGGGGGACGCCGUCCCUGCAGACCCCGGCACGGACAUGAGCCUUCAGUCCGUGUGCACACACCUGGCUCGCGGUAGCUGUGGGGGGUGUGAGCCAUGGCGGGAGAGGGCGUGAGCAAGGGGCAGGAGCUCCCGCGGGGCAGGCAGGGGCGUGCUCAGGCCCAGCCGUGACGCACAAGCAGCACGUGUGGUCGUCACAGUCUGCGAAGACUGUGACUGAGGUUUGGACUCUGGUUCUGGAAGGAUUUGAUGUUCUUAGACACAGCGUUUAGUGGAAGCCUAAUAGUCAUAAUUGUCGUGAUGACUUUGAACCCUUUGGGGAAAGAGCUUGGGUGUGAGUGAAUAAAAACUAAACAGAGAUUUA
Molecule: messenger RNA, 1885 nt
Organism: Lemur catta (Ring-tailed lemur)
Lineage: Eukaryota; Metazoa; Chordata; Mammalia; Primates; Lemuridae
Gene: MTERF4
Product: mitochondrial transcription termination factor 4
Exons: 5
Coding region: 62-1168 (368 amino acids)
Biological process (GO): regulation of DNA-templated transcription; mitochondrial ribosome assembly
Cellular component (GO): mitochondrion
Molecular function (GO): double-stranded DNA binding
Source: RefSeq, a predicted model, not a curated record